Molecule: messenger RNA, 4718 nt
Organism: Archocentrus centrarchus (flier cichlid)
Lineage: Eukaryota; Metazoa; Chordata; Actinopteri; Cichliformes; Cichlidae
Product: NACHT, LRR and PYD domains-containing protein 3-like
Molecular function (GO): protein binding
Source: RefSeq, a predicted model, not a curated record
UCAAAAUGUAGUGUGUGUUUUAAUGUAGUUUAGGGACCAUCUAGUUGAUUGUGUGGAAGUGAAUAACUUCAGUGUACAGUUGGAGAUGAUGAAAACCGAUGGCGUGGAGCAUCCCCUGACAGAAACCACGUGAGGAUUAAAGUUCUGGGGGAAAAUGGAGCAAUCGGCUGUCAGUGAUGAAACAGAUCAGAUCUCUCAAGUUCCCUUUACUCAUGCUGUGGUUCAUCACUUCCAACCCAACUACAGCGCUCAGACAGGCGGCAGCGUAGUCGCACCUUCCAUCAUUGGUUCCAAAGUUGGCAACAUAAACAUAAAUAUCUUCUCAGGAAGCCAAGAGUGUAAAGAUGCCCCGAACAAUGACCACACAGACAGCUGUGGUGCUCUGCAGCCUGAAAGUGACAAGAUUGCAGAAUGUCAGCAAAAACUGAAAGCCAUUCUGAAGAGGAAGUUCAGUCACAUUCUUGAGGGGAUCGCAACAGAAGCAAACCAAAUCUCUCUCAACAACAUCUACACGGAGCUCUACAUCACUGAGGGAGGAAGCGGUGAAGUCAACAAGGAGCAUGAGGUGAGACAGAUUGAGACAACAGCCAGGAUCCAUGCGGGCCAGGAAGAAUCGAUCCACUGCAGUCGCCUGUUCGUCUCUGCUGAACACGACCGUCACGUAAGGACUGUGGUCACAAGGGGAAUCGCUGGAAUUGAAACUGUUUUGACCAAUAAAUUCACUCUAGACUGGGCAGAGGAGAGAGCAAACACAAACCUAGAGUUUGUCUUUCCACUUUCUUUCCGUGAGCUGAAUUUCAUGAAAAGAAAAAGCAGUUUAUUGGAGCUUCUCGUUGCGUUUUUCCCUGAAAUAAAAGACACAGAAAUCUUUACGUGUGCGGAAAACAACAUGCUCUUCAUCCUUGAUGGUCUGGAUGAGAGUCGCCUCUCUUUGGACUUUGACAAAUGUGAAAUAUUGUCAGAUGUGACUCAACCCACCUCAAUUGCUGUGCUUCUGACCAACCUCAUCAGGGGAAAACUGCUCCCUUUGGCUCUUGUUUGGAUCACAUCACGCCCUGUAGCUUCCGGUCAGAUCCCUCCAGACUGCAUUGACCUGGUCACUGAGGUGCGAGGGUUCAAAAACCCACAAAAAGAUGAAUACUUCAGGAGGAAAAUUAAGGAUGAGAACUUGGCAAAUCGGGUGAUAACACAUGUGAAAACUUACAGGAGCCUUCACAUCAUGUGCCACAUACCGAUCUUCUGCUGGAUGGCAGCAACUGUUCUCAAGGAGAAGUUGGCUACGAAAGAGAGCAAAGACAUGCCGAGGACUCUCACUCAAAUGUACAUACACUUCUUGUCCUUGUAUGAGGAGGCCAUGAGGAAGAGGCUGGCGAGAAGAAGAGAAUCAAAUGCUGACUGUGUGAGGGCUAAUCUCCUGGCUUUAGGUAAGCUGGCUUUCAAAGAACUCGAAAAGGGCCACCUGAUCUUCUAUGAAAGUGACCUCAAGAUGAAUGGCAUCGACAUUGAGCAGGCGUCCAUGUUCUCAGGGGUCUACACGCAGAUCUUCCACGAGGAGAUGACGCUGUGCAAGGAGAAGAUGUUUAGCUUUGUGCAUCUGAGUGUUCAGGAAUUCUUCGCAGCGUUGUACGUCUUCCUCACGUUCCACAACGACAACAUCAACAUCCUGGUGAAGAAGUCCUCCGUCUCGCGACGUUUCUUAUUCAGAGAAGCUUCUGAGCUCAUCCUGUACAAAGAAGCAGGAAAGGCUUUGUCGUGCGAGCAGGGACAUUUUGACAUCUUUCUGCGCUUCCUUUUGGGGCUGUCCCAGGAGUCCAAUCAGACGCUGAAACAUCUAAUGACCAAUGAUAGAACACACCAAAGAACAAGAACUGAAAUCAUUAAACACAUAAAGGAAAGAAUCAGGUCGAGUCCGUCCCUGGACAGGUGCCUCAAUCUCUUUCACUGUCUGAACGAGCUGAACGACCACUCCCUUGUGGAGGAGAUUCAGAGCUACCUCACAUCAGGCAGCCUCAACAGAGCCAACCUUUCACCUGCCCAGUGGGCCACUGUUUUUGUACUACUGACAUCAGAAAAAGAGCUUACCGUGUUUGAACUGAGCAACUACAUCAGGUCAGAGGAGGGUCUCCUCAGGCUGCUACCUGUCGAAACAGCCCAAGUGGCAAAUCUAAAAGCAUGUAACCUCACUUUGACUUGCUGUGACCUGGCAAAUACCAUCAGCUCAUCCCAACUAAGAGAACUCGACUUGAGUAACAACAAUCUGACAGAUGCAGGACUAGUGAAGCUCUACACCGGACUGAGGAACAGCAAACUGGAGAUGCUCAGACUGAAGAGCUGUAACCUAACCGAGCGCAGCUCCAAUAACCUCGCAUCGUUUAUCAGCUCUGCCUCUUGCCAGCUAAAAACACUGGACCUCAGCGACAAUGAGUUUCAUGAUGAGGGAGUCAAAAGAUUUUCAGAUGGCUUAAGGAGCUCUGACUGUAAACUGGAGACACUCAGUUUGUCCCUGUGCAGAGUGGCAGAAGAGGGCUGCAUUUUCUUGGCAUCUGCUUUGAACUCGUGCCACCUCAAAGAGCUCGACCUGAGCUACAACCACCCGGGGAACUCAGGAUUGAAUCUUCUAACCGCUUUGAAGGAGGAUCCACAAUGCAGUCUGGAGAAACUCAGUGUGGAGCAGUGUGGAGAGUCCAGGAUUCAGCCAGGCCCAAAGAAAUAUACCAUCAAACUCACCCUGGACCCAAACACAGCACAUAAAGAUCUUUCUCUGUCUGAGGAAGACAGGAAAGCAACACGCUGGACCAAGCAGCCAUAUCCAGACCAUCCAGAAAGAUUUGACUUCUGGACUCAGGUGUUGUGUAGACAGGGACUGACAGGACGCUUCUACUGGGAGACCGAGUGGAAAGGGAGAGUCCUCAUAGGAGUAGCCUACAGACGAAUGUGCAGGAAGGGAGAGAGUCACAACUGCUGGCUAGGUCGAAAUGACUCCUCCUGGGGCCUGAACUGCAACAAAGAUGUAUACAGAGCCUUGCACCAAGGCGUGAGCACUGCUCUAACCAUCAAACCCAGCUCCAAUAGAGUAGGAGUCUUCCUGGACUGGUCAGCGGGUACACUCUCCUUUUACAUGCUCGCUUGUACUUCCCCCAAGCUCCUCCAUACCUUCCACACCACCUUCACUGAGCCCGUCUACCCCGGGUUUCACCUUGGCUGGGUGGACUCUGAGGUUUAUUUGUGUUAAGUAUUACCAAUCUGCUUUUCUAAUCUGGAAAGACCUAAAUCUAAAUGCUGGAUUUCUGAGCCUGACACCUGUAAUGUGAUUGGAUACACAGUAUAUAAGAGGCAGCUAAUUUUUUCAAUUUAUUCAAUGCACGAGUUACACAAGAUUUUUAGAUGCAUUCUUUUAGGUUAGUUUUAGACAUAUUGGUUCUGUAAGGGAUGGUAAUAAUGGACAGCUCAGAACUUUGGAUGCAAGCUGAAACUUUGUAUUGUAUAUAUUGUGAUGACAUUUUGUGCGUUUCUGAUCUCCAGGCAUUGAGUGAAAAUGAUACCUGUGAUGCCAGCUUUUUGGAUAACACCACAACAGAACUGGCAACUGAUUGAGACCUAUAUUUUAUAAGAGAGUGGAGCUGAUGAGUUAAUGCUGGAGGUGCUAGGUGCUUCUAUUAUUCACUGUGAUCUUAUUUUGGAUGUAAAACAAGUUAAAAAAUGUGUUUACCAGCAAAACUGAACCUCAAACUCUGUACAAAAAGUUCAGCAGUGUCUGUCAUGUUUGAGGAAGCGCUGUUAUUUCCACAUUGAUAAAACUGUGACAAUUUUAUUUACUCAAGCUUUUAUUGAGUCCGUUUUAGCCUCUUCCCUGGUGCCAUGGUUUGGAUAUUUACCUGUAAAGAACUCACUCAGUCUAACCGUCAAAUGGACUAACAGGCUUCCUUCUGGAUGAAGGCUUCUGGUCCCAAAGUGCAGAACAACACGGUUUAAAAACAGCUUUGCGGGGCACCUGGGUGGCUUAGUGGUGAAGCCAGCGACCACAUACACAUGCCUCGUUGCGGUGUGAGUGGCAUGGGUUUGAGUUCUGGCCUGUCGCCAGCUUGCCCAUGUGUCUUUCCCCCAUUUCCUGUCUCUCUGCUGUAGAUAAAAGCUGCUGUGGCCAAAAAUGGAGGGAAAAAAAACAGCUUUGUUCCUGCAGCCAUCACUCACAUCAACAAAUCAUAGCUUUGCUAGCCUACAUGAUGCUGUGAGUUCUGUAUUUAUUUCCUCAGUAUUUUUGUAUUGUGCUCAUCUGUUGUCUGUGUUUGUAUUGAAAAUGUGCAUGUGAGGACUGAUGACUCAUUACUGCAGACCAAAUCUACCCACAGGUACAAAUAAGGAACCAGAACCUGAACCGGACCUGCGCACCUUGCGUUCAAUUCAAAAUUUGACUCAGUUGGAGGUUUGAGUCAGUAAGUGGACAUUUUGACUUAGCUCUACCUGGCAUUUUUUUGUUUUUCCCUGUGGUGGAAACAAGCUUCCAUACAAAUGUGAAGCCACCUGUCCAACAGUUAAAGCUUGAGUCAUUCAACAGGACAAUGAUCCCAAGCACAGCAGCAGAUCUACAACAGAAUGAUUCUUUUCUUUUUCAGCCAAAGUGCUUGCAACGGCCCAAAGUCCAAACCUCAACCUGACUGAACAAUGUGAGGGACAAAGGUGGUUCUACAAGCUACUGAGCGCUGUGAAAACUUCAGAUU